CGGUCAAAUUACAACCUUUCGUUUACCACGUUUCUGUUGCAAGGUUCAAAUCAACAACGAGCGAUAUUUGAUGGUCUCCAAUGGCUUGUAACGAGUCGAUUGCAGAUUCUUGUGGACCAAAUGGUAUAUGUUCUAACCACACUUCUCAGGGACCCUCGUGUUAUUGUUUAACAGGCUUUACAUUAGUCAAUGGGAUAUGUACCAUCCCGCCAACUCCAUUGCCGUAUUCUGCUGUUGCAUCGUUUUGUUGGUUAUCAUUCCUUCUGGUCGUGGGCAARCUUCUACGGCUGUAUUUCUACCUCUUUCAAAAACUGUAUCUUCCUGCGUCAGUGAUUGGAGGAAUACUUGGUCUUAUCAUCAUUCAACUUGCUAGUUUGAAACACGAAGUGUCGAGCUUUAUAAGACUGAAUUUCACUCAAGGAUGGUACAGCCUCGCAGGUUUCUUAAUCAACAUAGUAUUUUCAUCUCUGUUUCUCGGGACCAAGAUUCCCAAUGUGAAGGUGAUYUGGAAAGAGGCUGGUCCACAGCUUAUGUAUGGUAUGCUCAUCGCCUGGGGCCAGUGGCUUGUCGCUCUAGUCGUUACAGGAGCACUACUGAUGCCUGUGUUCAAUGUUCAGCCGCUGUUUGCGUCCGUUCUWCCUAUUGGUUUUGCUGGUGGGCACGGUACAGCUGGUGGAUUGACAAACACAUAUCGAAAGUUGGGAUUUGAAAAUGGAGGAGAUUUUGGGCUUGCGAGCGCGACUCUUGGUCUGACAUUUUCUAUCAUUUUCGGUGUCAUGUGGGUCAAYAUUGCUACUUACAAGGGGUGGGUGAAGAGAGAACGAAUUGACACUGCUCAAGAAGUCAAGAUAUCAAUUAGGGGGGUGUAUGCCAUGGGUAGUCGACCAGUAGCUGGUGUACAGACAGUUCGCGCUAGUUCUAUCGAUGUGUUGGCGUUACAUUUAGCCGUUUUGGGAAUUGCAAUGCUCUUUGGUUACGGACUCAAACAAACUUUGUUUGCAAUUGAGGACACGUCAGAAAAACUAAAAGAACUGAGGUUUCUAUCGGGAAUUCCUCUUUUUCCUCUUUGCAUGGCAGGGGGGAUAAUUAUGCAGUUGAUCAUCGAACGUAUAGAAACCAUCAAUGAACUUAUUGACGCAUCUAUGAUGGAAAGGAUCGCGUCGUCGUCCCUAGAUUUCCUAAUCACUGCCGCUGUUUCAACUGUCGAUGUGGCUGCGGUCGCUGUUGAUAUCGCUCCAUURUUGAUCUUAUGUACUUGUGGUUUUAUAUGGAACUUCAUCAUGCUUGGUGUUUUUGCAAGGUUUCUAUUUCAAAAUCAUUGGUUUGAGCGUGCAAUAGCAGACUUUGGUAUGAAUACAGGUGUAAUAGCUACUGGCCUGGUUUUACUGCGCAUGGUCGAUCCAGAAUCUCGUACCCCGGUSCCYGCAGACUUUGCUUUCAAGCAACUUCUUCACUCACCGUUUAUGGGUGGAGGAAUUUGGACUUGUCUUGCUGUUCCUCUUCUAAGCAUUGUGAAUAUUUGGAUUAUGGCAGCAAUCGCAGGCUUCGUGUUCACUAUGUGGCUUCUAUCAUACUUUUUCUAUUUUCGCAAGCGGUACACUGGAACGUGUGGCUGCAGUCUUUGUGCUGUCGAAAAGCCUCGUUCUUACUCCAAGAACCUUUCCUACCACAAUAUGGCAGAUCAUCAGAUACCCACUGARGACGGUGGUGAGAAUGGAGACGAAGCACACGAACUGAAUAACCGGUCGACCGACGAAGCUACGUCUAAAGCCAAAUAACUUCGUAAACUAACGACAAGAUAUUGAUUAACAAAAUGUUAUCUACAUCUAUAUACUUCCAAACUCCAAAAUGUAUGAACAGAAAGAGUAAUCAAAAGAAAUUAAUAACGAGCGCUGUACAGUGAUCCACGGCCGACAACGGACACUUAGCAACACUUUGUUAACUGACGACAAAUUAUUGAUUGGCGAGAUUCGGCACCAUUCGGCCGCAACGUCGAACGAAGCGAGGCAUAUAUUCACUCAUUCUGAUCGAUCAAUAAUGCCAGAACGUUGACUAAUUCGAAUAUUUAAUGUUGAACUGUAGUCUACACAAGUGGUUUAAUCAAAAACUAAAUAACUUCUCAAACUGACGACAAAUUAUUCAGCCCGGGAUUAUCAAUAAGUUCAUAAUAUUCAUGGGAUAGUAAAUGAGUAUAAGGAAUGUUAUACUGUAUACAUGGAAUGAUAAUGAAAAUCCGAUAACGUCUUGAUAA
Molecule: messenger RNA, 2251 nt
Organism: Exaiptasia diaphana
Lineage: Eukaryota; Metazoa; Cnidaria; Anthozoa; Actiniaria; Aiptasiidae
Exons: 9
Coding region: 81-1778 (565 amino acids)
Biological process (GO): L-glutamate transmembrane transport
Cellular component (GO): membrane
Molecular function (GO): glutamate:sodium symporter activity
Source: RefSeq, a predicted model, not a curated record